AGAACAUUUUUCAGGACAUCACAGACAAUUUAGAGAAACAUUACGGACCAUGAUUUAUAAUGUUAUAAACAUGAUUUUUUAAAUUUUAUUCUCCCCCGCUCUUCAUACUUUUAUACAUACAUUUUGAUAUGACACCCAACUAACCGAGACAAAAAUCCAAUUGAUUAAUGCUUAUUAUGUGACCAUUGUAAAUUCUGCUGAAAUUCCAUUAGGUGUUAGAGACCCAUGUACACCUACAGUAAAUAAGUCUAUAGUAAAAAAAAAAUUAAUAAAAUAAUAUGUAAAAUAAUUAUGUUCUUGAUGAACAAAAUAAGAAACUAUGUCAGUUAAAACAGAUGUAAGAUAACAAACAAAUAUUUACUGGUAAAGUUGGUUUCACAAAGCAAUCAAGCACAUAUAAGAAUAUAUAAAUAUAUACAUAAUUCACAAAUAUACAACAACAACAACAAUAAUAUAUAGCACAUCAAACAUUGUCACCAUAAUUAUUCACACUGGGCUGUUAAGUCUCGCACAUUACUUCAGGAGGCUUUUGUUCUUCGAAUAUUCUGCUGUCAGCUUCACUAGUCGUCCUUUUGUCAAUGUUGCAGCUUGUAUCUGGUAGCGGCAUAUUUGCAAACUGAUGUUUAAAACUAGUAAUUUUGGUAAUCAUGGGCGGUAUAUUAUCAAAGAAAUAUAUAUUAAACUGACCACCUUUCAUUGCCAAAAAUUAAUGUGUGAAAACCAAUUUUGAUGGCAUACUUUCACUUAACCAUUCAUCAAUUAAAACAGAUGUAGCGGAAAACAAACAGAUAUGACAAUCCAAAGUUUAUUUCAGAAAGUAAUCAAGCAUCUAUAAGAACAUAUAAAUAUUCACAUACACAAAUAAAAAUGAAAAUCAUUGUCCAUUAUAUCCCCAGAUUCGGUACGUUAUAAAGUUAAAACAAACUCUAAAUAAAAUUAUAAAUCAAUUUUUUUUAUCAUGGUCUGUAAUGUCAGCAAAUAUGGUACGUUAUAAAGUUAAAACAAAAUGUAUGUUAUCUUAUAAAUCAUGGUCUGUAAUGUCUUUAAAUAUGGAACGUUAUAAAGUUAAAACAAACUUUUAGUAAAAUUAUAAAUCAUGACUUAAAAUAUGGUAUGUUAUAAUGUUAAAACAAUCUGUAAUAUGGUCCAUUAUGUACCAAAUAUGGUCCGUUAUGUAUGGUCCGUAAUGUCUAUGGUCUGUAAUGUCUGUGACCCAGCUUGUUAGUUAAGUUUACACCAACUUUCAAUAGCUUGCUGUCCUUGGUAAUCAUUGAGAUGGUAGAAGAAUUCAAACACAGUUUUCUUAGACUGUGCAGGGAGCAUGGCCUGGAAGCUCAGGAUUGUGUUGUUAAUCUACUGAAAAGCCUGGAGCAUUCUUCAAAGAAGGAAAAGCUGGUGUUGAAUCUCUCGACUAACAGUCUGACUAGCAAGACAUGUGCAGUGCUGGGGAAAAUAGUUGCAGCAGACCACACAUUUGUUGAGUACAAGUUUGCCGACUGCAUGCUCAGUGAAGAUGCUGUCAAAGGGUUGGCCUAUGGAUUCUCCAGGAAUAGCUAUGUCAGGAAAUUGGACUUAAAGGGCAAUAAUAUUCGCGGUUCUGCUGCUGAGGCACUUGGAAAGAUGUUGCGACACAAUAAAAGUAUUCUAAGCCUGUGUCUGGAGUGGAAUGCUUUAGGAAUGCUGGACAACGCCUUCACCAUAUUCUGCGAGGGGGUGGGGGCAAACUCUAAGCUUCAGGCACUUGACCUCCGCAACAACCAGAUCAGCCAUGACUCUGCAGCAGAACUCUGCAGGGCACUUAAACAGAAUAGCAGCAUUAGGGCACUCGAUCUGCGCUGGAACAAUGUAGGACUCCUGGGGGGAAGGGCCAUUGUGGAAAUGUUGCAGACGAACAAGAUCAUUACACGCAUUGAACUUGCUGGCAACAACAUUCCAGCUGAUAUCCUUAAGGCUAUAGAGACUGCACUGAGCCAGAACCAGGACCGGGAGUUGAUUACAGACGACCACCAGAAGAAGACAUCCAUGCUCACCAAACACAUUCACCAUAUCGAAAAGGAGCGUGCUACUCAGAUGGAUGAACUGAUGGGAACAAUAGACCAACAGGAGGAACUGUUAAGGAAGGGGAAAAGGUCAUCUAAUGACAAGAUCAGCCAGUUACAAGUGGCCCUCGGUGAGAGGAAGGCAGCAUUCAACUCUCUUGCAUCAAAAUUAGCCAUGACAGAGUCUGAAUUGGCCCUUGUGGAACAGAAAUGUAAUGAUUACAGCGUGAUCAUCACACGCCUGAAACAGGAGCUCUCUGAAUCUUCCAGCGUGCACCAAAGUGACAUACGCAGAGAAAGAGAGGACAGGGGCAACACAGAGAUGAAAUUGUUGAAGGAGUUGUCAGAGGCCAAUGAAAGAAACAUAAGCUUUGAAACCAAGGUUGAGGACCUAGAGCGGAAGACUCGCCAGCAGACAGAACAGAUUUUUGGCUACAAGGAGCAGAUAACUUCGCUACAGGCUGAAAUCAAGAUGAAGGGCUCGCAGUUUGAAGAACGUCUCCAGAGUGAGAGAAGCAGAAAUAAAGAUGGCCUUCAUGAGGCAGAGCUGAUCAGACAGAAAGAGGUGUCCCGGCUGAAGACAGAGUUUGAGGAGACGGAAAAGGCGUUACGUGAGCGUAUCAACCGUCUGGAGAUGUCCCGUCUGCAACUAGAGGAAGAGAUCAGCCAGCUGAAGACGGCAGCCGUCACUGACAAACUGCACGCAGAGGAAAAUAUCAGCAUCGCAAAACAGAAGGUCAAACUGGAGGAGGAGAAUCGUGUGAAGGCCUUGGAGGAGAAACUGCGCGUGUUGUCCGUGUCACGGGACGAUCUCCAGGCCCACCACAACCAGCAUAACACCUCCAUCAAAGAACUCACGUCCAAAAACAGCUCCCUCACACUGGAGGUGGAGUCUUACAAGCGCAGGAUUGAAGAACUCUCUGAGGAGGUGAACAACAAGAACAUGCACACAAUGCAGGAGGUCGGGAAGGUUCGUAUCGAGCUUCAGAGUGUGCACACUAAGCUGGACAACGAGAAGGCCAUACAGCGUGAACUUCGAGACAGACUCACAGAGGCUGAUAAUAAACUUUCGGAACAAAUGAUGAAACACAGAGACCUGUUGGAAAGCAAGGAAAGGGAGAUCACCCAUCUGCAGGAGAAGUUACGGGCAAGAGAGGCAGAGUUAUCCCGCUCUAGGGAGGAGGAGAUGCAGCGAGCACAAAUUCUACAGAGUGCUGUUAUGAACUAUGUGAGCAAGGUGCCGAGCAGCCCAAGAUGAGGGGGAAAUACUUAGACAUCAAGAUUUUAGUGUCCAACGAAAAUUUAUUUAGCAUUAAAUGUAGUUGCUUAUGGUGCAAAAAUAUGCCAAUUAACAUGAAACAGAUUGUUGUAACACAUAUCUAACUCAUUACAAGUUAAAAGGUAUAAGUGGCUCUAGAUAAAUGUAGAUAGUGACUGCAAAUAUUUGUUCCUAACAAAUAUAAUUAGAACAUGAAAGCUUUAUUUAUUUUACAGUGUUUUCAUUCUGUCCAUUUUAUGGUUAGGGAAGAUGGUUGGGCUUUUUUU
Mya arenaria is the source of this 3584-nucleotide messenger RNA. RefSeq names its product leucine-rich repeat-containing protein 45-like. Gene Ontology annotation, molecular function: protein binding. The record is from RefSeq and is a predicted model, not a curated record. The coding region runs from base 1276 to 3297 and encodes 673 amino acids. Gene Ontology annotation, cellular component: centrosome. The transcript has 18 exons. Lineage: Eukaryota; Metazoa; Mollusca; Bivalvia; Myida; Myidae.